Molecule: messenger RNA, 1236 nt
Organism: Cajanus cajan (pigeon pea)
Lineage: Eukaryota; Viridiplantae; Streptophyta; Magnoliopsida; Fabales; Fabaceae
Source: RefSeq, a predicted model, not a curated record
AUGGCACAGCCACAGGGAUUCCACACAGGGAGUUUAAAUACUGUUUGCAAAUUAAGAAAAGCAAUAUAUGGUCUCAAACAAGCUCCACGAGCUUGGUUUCAGAAAUUUACUAUCAAUUUACUCCGGUUGGGUUUUCAACAAGCUAGAACAGAUCACUCCUUGUUUAUUUUCACUUCCAAAACUACUUCCAUAUACAUCCUCAUAUAUGUUGAUGAUAUAAUCAUUACCAGCAAUUCUUCUACAGCCAUACAAAAUCUGAUUCAGACUCUUCAUAAAUCUUUUCCUCUCAAAGAUCUUGGCAAACUUGAUCACUUCCUAGGAAUAGAAGUCAGCUCUGACAAUGCAGGAGGCAUUCACCUUUCUCAAACCAAGUAUCUAAUCGAUAUUCUUGCUAAGCUCAACAUGUCUAAUGCCAAGCCUAUUAAAACUCCAAUGGCACCCUCCUCAAGACUCACAAAUGAUGGCACUGAAAUCUGUCAGGAUUCAAGUCUUUACAGGUCAGUAGUUGGAGCCCUUCAGUAUCUUACAAUUACUCGACCAUACAUUGCAUACACAGUAAACAAGCUGAGCCAAUUCAUGCACCAUCCUCUUGAGAUCCAUUGGAAAGCAGCAAAGAGGCUGCUAAGAUAUCUUAAAUGUACCUCUCAACAUGGUUUACAUUAUAAGAAAUCUAGUGCUAUUGAUAUUCUUGCUUACUGUGAUUCGGAUUGGGCAAGUGAUCAAGAAGACAUGAGAUCAACAUCUAGGUAUUAUGUGUAUCUUGGAUCCAAUAUUGUAUCUUGGAUGGCAAAGAAGCAAAGAGUUGUCUCCAGAUCUAGCACAGAGGCAGAAUUUAGAAGUCUAGCAAGUCUGGUUGCAGAAAUUCAAUACAUUGAGAAUCUCCUCUUAGAACUUCAUAUCAGGAAUAAACAGUCACCGCUGAUUUGGUGUGAUAAUCAAGGAGCCGUCCUACUCUCUGCCAAUCCAGUCAUGCAUACUAAAACAAAACACUUUGAAUUAGACUUAUGGUUUGUGAGAGAAAGAGUGGCUCGGGGGCAAAUUCAAGUUCGUCAUAUUCUAGCAAGAUUUCAAGUAGCAGAUCUGUUCACUAAGUCUCCAAGCUCUGCAAUAUUCCUAGAAUUAAGGGACAAACUCAAUGUUGAUAAACAAUCUACCCUGAGUUUGAAGGGGGAUAAAAAGGAUGUUAAGUUAUCCCUCAGUCAUAACAGAUACAAUCUGUUAGCUGAGUUAGAAUAG